GGACCACGCAACUGGUUACUCUUGCGCACAUCAUGUUCGUAUUUAGAAAACCUUGAGUUCUUUAUUUAAAAUUUUUAAUUCCAAACUUCAGACCAGUAUUAGAGUAAAUUUUAGUGUUGAAAUGGAACAGUGUUAUCUUUAAAUAAAUAAUUUACAAAAAUGUGGUUGAUUAGUAAAGUAGGAGUGAGACAGCUAGUGCGAUGGAAGGAGUGUUGUAUUUUUAAUAGAGUUAAAUACCAUUCUGGACUGGGAAUCUUCGGACAUCGACCGCGAACUGUGAAUGAGAAUGAAACUCCUAAAGACGUAUUGGUCCGCCGAUAUGAGAACAGUCGAGCUGCGGCGCUAGUUGAUGCUUAUCGCAGACAUGGACAUUUAAAAGCAAGCAUUGAUAAUGUGGAUUUCAGAAAUGAGCAACGAAUCGUAAAAGAGCUGAAUCUAGAACGGUACGGUUUAAAAACAGGUGAUCCUGUGGACUUUGGACUUCUGUAUGGAUACAAUGGGCAAAAGGCAGUGGGUGAUUUAAUACAAGAAUUGGAACUAAUCUACUGUGGAAAUAUUUCUUACGAAUUCACGCAUUUGGAGUCAGAAACUGAACGAGAAUGGUUCGCACAACGUGUUGAAGGAACACCAGAUCCAAUCGACAUGGAUAGACGAAGAGAAAUUGCCGCGGAGCUUCUACGGGGUCAAGCUUGGGAGAAGUUUUUAGCUGUCAAGCUCCCAGCUGUUAAAAGAUUCAGUGGCGAGGGCGCUGAAUCGUUACUUACAAUAUUUUCUACGCUGUUUAGACUUACUUCUGCUGAAAACAUCGAAUAUGUAACCUUGGCCCUGCCACAUCGCGGGAAGCUGAGCGCAAUGGUGACACUCCUCAAAUGUCCCCCGGUGAAACUAUUUCAUAAAUUCAGUGGCCGGAUGGAGUUUCCUGAAGAGACGGGCGCCUCGUGUGACAUUGCCUUACACUUCAGUCUCUCGUCGGAUAUUAAUGUAAACAACAAGACCGUCCGGUUUUCUAUGGUCAACAACCCAUCUCAUUUGGAGAUAGCAAAUCCGGUGUCAAUGGGUAAAGCAAGGUCAAAGCAGUUACAACUUUUAGAAGGAGAUUACUCUCCUCAUGAAUCGUCCAGACUUGGAGACAAGGUCUUCAAUGUGCAGUUUCAUGGCGAUGCUGCUUUUGCUGGACAAGGAGUGAAUCAAGAAAGUCUAAUGAUGUCUCAAGCACCACAUUUUGAUAUCGGAGGCUCGUUCCACGUUGUUGUUAAUAACCAAGUAGGUUUCACACUACCAGCAGAUCGUCGAGGGUCGUCACGUUAUGUUACUGAUGUAGCUAAAAUGAUCGCUGCUCCUGUGAUCCACGUCAAUGCUGAUUAUCCAGAGUUGGUAGCAAAAGCAACAAAUAUAGCAUUCGAAUACCGCCAGAAGUUCCGCAAAGACGUAUUUAUAGACUAUAAUUGUUACCGGCGCUGGGGACACAAUGAGAUGGAUGAGCCUACCUUCACUAGCCCACUGCUUUAUAGACUUAUACAGAGUCGCAAAUCCAUAACAGACCUUUACGCAGAAAAAUUAAUACACGAAGGAAUAUUAAAAGAAGAUGAUGUCAAAUACGUUAUAGCAGAAUACACUGCCUUCUUGCAAAAGGAACUUGACGCUUCAUCAACGUAUAAACCGGAGGUAUCAUAUUUUCAAGACCAGUGGUCGAAAAUAGGACCGGCACCAAAAGCGGUGGAAACCUGGGACACAGGUUUCGAUACUGAAGAACUGAAGAUGGUUGGAAGAGUUUCUGUUACAUAUCCUUCUGAUUUCAACAUCCACACACAUUUAGCAAGGACUCACGUAAAAAAUCGACUCAAGAAAUUAUCUGACGAAAAGAAUCUUGAUUGGGCUACAGCAGAGGCCUUGGCUUUUGGGUCACUUCUUCUGGAAGGUCGACACGUCAGAAUUAGUGGCGAGGAUGUCGGCAGAGGAACCUUCUCUCACCGACACGUGAUGCUGGUGGACCAACAAAACAAUAAACUACACAUUCCUCUCAAUCAUAUAAAAGAAGAUCAAAAAGCGUUCUUAGAGGUAUAG
This is a messenger RNA of Hyposmocoma kahamanoa, 2064 nucleotides long. Its product is annotated as probable 2-oxoglutarate dehydrogenase E1 component DHKTD1 homolog, mitochondrial. The transcript has 14 exons. The record is from RefSeq and is a predicted model, not a curated record. Gene Ontology annotation, biological process: tricarboxylic acid cycle. The coding region runs from base 160 to 2064 and encodes 634 amino acids. Lineage: Eukaryota; Metazoa; Arthropoda; Insecta; Lepidoptera; Cosmopterigidae. Gene Ontology annotation, molecular function: thiamine pyrophosphate binding; oxoglutarate dehydrogenase (succinyl-transferring) activity.